This is a messenger RNA of Anisakis simplex (herring worm), 894 nucleotides long. NCBI's taxonomy places the organism in Eukaryota, Metazoa, Nematoda, Chromadorea, Rhabditida, Anisakidae. The record is from the annotation of a GenBank genome assembly.
AUGAGUGAAAAAUUCAUUGAAGAGUAUGCAAGUGAACCUCAGAGCAGUAUAACGUUGGAUGAGGACAAACACGUCAGAGCAACACCAGCAGCUUAUCAUCCGAAGCGACGAUGGAUAUCGUCACUGUUAAGAGCAACUUUUUGGCGAUCGUUAUUCAUAGAGAUAUUCUUACCGCGAGGCUAUCCGCACUCUGUUUCGUCCGAUUAUAUCGAUUAUCAAAUCUGGGAUACCGUACAAGCGUUCGCUAGCUCGAUGACUUCAGCGCUGGCCACCGAGGCAGUACUUCGAGGAGCUGGAGUUGGAGAUCAGAAUGCAUCAGCGUUAGCCGCAACGAUAACAUGGUUACUUCGCGAUGGCUUAGGUAUGAUCUCAAGGAUUUUAUUCGCAUGGUCACAGAGCGCUCAAUUGGAUGCUGACUGCAAACGAUGGCGUUUAGUGGCGGAUAUGCUGAACGAUUUGGCAUUCUCGAUUGAGCUUCUGGCAGCGAUCUUUCCGAAUCUGUUCACUCUAUUGGUUUGCUUCUCCUCUCUGGCCAGAUCAAUUGUGGCCGUGGCCGGAGGUGCUACACGAACAACUGUCGUGCAACAUCAGGCUCGUGCGAACAAUGUCGCUGACGUUUCGGCGAAAGAUGGAUCGCAAGAGACACUCGUCAACGUGACAGCUCUCGUUUGUAGUCUAAUCUUUUUGCCUUUAGUUAGUGGACAUACACUUUUGGUGUGGAUAUUCUAUACGAUAUUUACGGCCACACAUCUUUUCGCGAAUUAUCGAGCCGUGAAAUCGUUACACUUUGAUACGAUCAAUCAAAAACUGCUCAACCAACUGACAAGGUAUCGUGAACUCGUUGAAGUUAUUGUUGUGCUUUUCGUCAGAACAGUAAAUGUCCAUCGAUAUUAA